AUGAAGAACCAGCUGUUCUGCAUUGUCAUAUCCCCUGCUGGUUUUUCAAUGGAUCAGAAGAAGAUCAAAGCAGUCACAUCCUGGCCCAUACCCAAAACAGUCAAGCAGGUCCAGGCCUUCUUGGGCUUUGUCAACUACCUAUGCCAAUUCAUUCCCAACUUCAGCACUGUGGCAUGUCCCCUGCACAACCUCACAAAAAAGGAAAUCCCAUGGACAUGA
Molecule: messenger RNA, 219 nt
Organism: Rhizoctonia solani
Lineage: Eukaryota; Fungi; Basidiomycota; Agaricomycetes; Cantharellales; Ceratobasidiaceae
Product: Retrotransposable element Tf2 protein
Exons: 2
Coding region: 1-219 (72 amino acids)
Source: RefSeq, a predicted model, not a curated record